CCAAACUCGUGCAAAUUGAAUUUCAGACGAGUGAGUAGUUUGUAACUGAGAAGUCAAAGGAAGGUUUUCCAAUAAUGUACAUGUUAAUAAUCCACUGCUAAUGCAGAUUUGGUUCAACGCGGCACUUUAUUCCAUCCUAUAGGCUACAUUGGGCUACUUUAACAUGUAUUCAAAUGAUGAUGUUGUACACGACGGGACCAUUUAUGUUAGAGAGAAAGGUGAACUCCACUGUGUAAACAAUGCUCGUGAGGCUGGAUCUUACAGUCUAUGGCCUGGAUAUCCACCUGUAAAAAGGAAACCUACAAGACUCUUUGAGAAGGAUUUUUCUGUUCGACUGUGUAUAGACAAUGUGACUGCUUCUUCCUCUAAGAGGAAAGAUCACUUCGUUUUCACAUACAACAGUGAAGGCAGCUUGCGAUAUACUGCAAAAUCUUUAUUUGAUACGUGCUUGCUUUAUAUUGCUGAUAAUGUCCAACACAUUGAAUCUCUAGUUGGUUUCCCUGAACAAAUGGCUGACAGACUAUUUACAGCUGCUGAAGAAAAGCAAAAAUUCUCAAAUUCGGAGACUGGUCUAAGGGCUCUGCAAGUGUUUUGUGAAGCUUAUGGGGAUCUUGUGCUUAGGUCAUUGUGUUUGAGAAACAGGUUUUCUUUGCUGUCUGAAAAGUUGGAGGAAAUCAAGACAUUUCAAAGCCUCCAGUGCUUAGACCUUCAUGGAUGCAAGUUGGGAGAUGGCCAUGAAAUCUUUGAACAUUUGACAUCUGAUCAAUUGGGCAGUAGUCUCUCCCAGUUGUCAUUGGGAGCAAAUUGUUUGUCAGACCCUGGCCUUCAGAAACUAACAGCACCAGUUAGGGUGAUGAAGAGAGGGCUUCAAAAUCUCAAACUGCUGGACGUAAGCUACAAUCCUAUCUCUGAAAGGGCAGUAGGAUACUUGGCUUGCUUUCGGAAAUUACAAGGCCUUGACCUGUCAGAAACGCUUAUCAAGCCAGGAAUGUCCUUGAAUAAGCUCCUAUGGAGUAAGAUGAGACUGGUUCCCUCGGACACUCCAGUGGCAGUGUUUAAUCACUCCUGCUGUAAAACAGAGGGCUGGGCACAGGAGGUUGUAAACCAGUGGGAAGUGAAUGGUGCUAAAUUACCAGAGAAAGAUAUUAAACCAAGGACAAAUGCUCUUCAUUUUUAUGGAAGGGAGAGGUUUGUGCGAGAGACUCUGAAUUCCACUCCCGUGCUAUGCAACAAAUCAGAUGAUGUGAUAUUGAGGCUGCAGUUUUACAGACCUGCACUGCAAGAAGAAAUCGCUGUGGAUGCGGACAGCAAAACAGACACGCCAGCACAAAAAGGCAUGAAAAGAAAACGGUCCAUGGAGAAUGAAAAGGCAGUUGUGAAUAGCAAGAGUUCAAAACGCCAGUCUGUGUCCUCAUUUUCUGCUGAAGACUUGGACUUAUUGAACAGCUACUAAUACCUCCAUAAUUGAUCUUUGUCUAACUUUUACAAGACGUUGUGGUUAAGUUUCAGUGCUUAGAUUUUUUUAUUAGUAACAUAGCAGAUUAUAUUAAAACAUUUGAAUUUUACAGUUGCAUUUCUGUUUUAUCAUAAUAACUUUCAUAUAAUGCCAUUAACAUGCUCUAAAUUAGUUUACAA
Messenger RNA from Alosa alosa (allis shad), 1635 nucleotides. RefSeq names its product leucine rich repeat containing 42 (gene lrrc42). The transcript is spliced from 7 exons. The record is from RefSeq and is a predicted model, not a curated record. Lineage: Eukaryota; Metazoa; Chordata; Actinopteri; Clupeiformes; Clupeidae. The coding region runs from base 164 to 1453 and encodes 429 amino acids.